This is a messenger RNA of Neospora caninum, 2670 nucleotides long. RefSeq names its product putative HIT zinc finger domain-containing protein. Lineage: Eukaryota; Apicomplexa; Conoidasida; Eucoccidiorida; Sarcocystidae. Bases 1 to 2670 code for a protein of 889 amino acids. The transcript has 4 exons. Gene Ontology annotation, cellular component: nucleus; pre-snoRNP complex. The record is from RefSeq and is a predicted model, not a curated record. Gene Ontology annotation, biological process: snoRNA localization; maturation of LSU-rRNA from tricistronic rRNA transcript (SSU-rRNA, 5.8S rRNA, LSU-rRNA); box C/D snoRNP assembly.
AUGGGGGACGGCGAGAACCCCCAGGCCGGGCGGACUCCCUCUCUCGCCGCGGGCGAGUCGCCCGCCGCGUCGGGUGUCUACACGGGUCCGCCGGAAAGACGCUGCGUCGUCUGUCAAGUGAAGGAAGGCAUCUACCGUUGCGCAAGGUGCCUGCGACGCACCUGUUCCCUCGGCUGCUACAAAGCACACGAGAAACGCCCUCGCGAGCAUCGAGACGUCUUCCACUCUUCCUCUCCCUCCUCCCCCGCUCCCCCUCCCCCUCCACCGGCCGCUUCUCCAGCCUCGCCUUCUGCGAGACCAGAAGGGGACAACAGCGCCGGAGGUUCCAGUGCGCCUCAAGCAGAACCCGCGACGGCGAGUGUGGAGAGGCUGAACGUCGGCGCAGCUGCGACGCAGAGCUCCACUGCUCCGACUGGCGAGUCGGACCUCCGAGCGUCUCCGCCUUCCGGUGCUCACGCCGCACCUUCGUCUCUGUCUGCGUCUUCUCUCGCGUCCUCGGGAGGCUGCCCACUGGUGCGGUCGAGGGUCGACUUUGUCGCCUUGAGGGAUUUCGACGAAAACUUUCUCCUCCGCGACUUCCGGCUCGUCGAAGAGGCCGCUCGAGUGGUUGAGGCUGCCGCGAGACACUGGAGAUGCGAGGCCGAAGAGUGUGCGCAGCGGAACCGAAAACGGCGCAGCGUUCAUCCGCAGCAUCUUCGCGCACUGUGUGUGUCGCGGGGCAUUCGCUUCCUGUUUUGCCCACCCAACUUCUCGAGACGCAAGAGCAACACCACGCGCGUCGUCCAGCGACAAAGAGCGAAGCCGACGCCUCCGUUGGCGCCGGAGGCGCGCGAAGCGAAACUCGGCGAGGCCCAGAAGGCGGAUCAGGCCAGCGCGCAGGCGCCGAAAGCCGAGACCGAAACUGCACUUCUCGCGCAGCAGGAAGCAACGAACCUGUCAGAGCACGUCAGCGAAGAGCGAGAGACCCACGCGGCAACGCGAGGUGGCGUGGACAAGACAGGAGAGGAAGGAGCGGUGGGAGAGGAAGGAGGGGCGAGAGAGCAAGGAGGGGCGAGAGAGGAAGAGGGCGACGAACAUGAGAUGCGCGAGGCGAGAGGCACCCUGGGAGACGGCAGCGAUCGAGAAGGCGACGCCGCAGCGAAGCGGGCGCCUGUGUCUGUGGCGAGUGACUCGGCAUCCGAGACGCUGGCGAAACCGGCGAAUUCUUCGCAUGCAAAGAAGGACGAGAACAGCGCGAUCGAAUGGCGGGUUGUGUUUCACUUCCGGGAGCUGGCGAUACACCGCGUGCUGCCUGCUGUCCACGAAGACUUGCCGAUUUACCAAGUCCUCGCUCAGCUUCUCGACAUGGAGAGAACGCGCGAGGCGCCUGGCGAGCGGAAGGGCGAACUAGCAAAAGAGACAGAGGGCGAAGACGGAGACCCCAACGAGGCGCCAUCAACCGCAGGAGAGAAAAGGAAGAAACGUGAAAGUACGCAGGAGGCCGUGAAUCAGGGGAAGAAACGACGAACAGACACAGGAUUCCAAGACGAGACAGAGAUGACGAAAGCGUCGUCGUCUCUUGCGAGCCAUCUAGCCAGGCAAGAAGAGCUUCUUUUGCUUCUCCCCUGUGUUGGCUCUUCGUGCUUGCGAUCCUCUUCCUCUUCGCCGAUGUCUUGUGCUUCUUCGUCGCCUCCCUCGUCUCCUUCCUCUUCUUCCCGAUCGUUGAUCAUUCCAGCUCGGAAAUGCGACAGAGGCUGGAGUCUGCGGGAGGCCUUGACGGGCACCGUCGUCGUUGAGUUUCCGGAGUUUUUCGUCGCUCUUCCAGAAGAGCUGGCCAGCUUUCACUGCGUACAGAAGGCUGCGGCGCCGCCCCCUCCUCUCUUCUCGCCAGAGUCACCGCGAUCCAGCGGCGGCAGUGUGGGUCUGGCUGUCUCUCACAGUCCGUCGGAGGCUGCCUCUCCGUUUGGUUCUGCUGUCGACGAGUUCGCGCCAAACGCAGCGGGAGGCGUUGCCGGAGGACAUCCGGGGGCCAAUGAAGAGGCAGAGGAGGAAGAGGAGGAAGAGGAGGAAGAGGAAGACAGCGAAGAGGACGAAGAGGUGGUAUCCCACCUCCAGUCCCUUUUCCCAGCUUCCUUCAGCACAAUCUUCACAGAAAACACGCCUGUGCCUCGUCUCUCGGACCCCUCUGCCGUCCCUUCCGUCUCUUCCCAUUCACCUUUCGACCGAACGAACAGAGACGGAUCUCGCGUCUCCAGCAGCUACGGAGGAAGACGAGGCCGCAGAGACCGAGGCAGCAGAGCCACGGGGAACCGUGGGCAUCACCCGGGACAGAAACGUCGGGGAUCUUGUGGCUCUUCAAACUCGCCAUCGUCGUUCUCUUCAGUGGCCACUUUCUCCUGUCACCCUGCUAGUGACAGCCCGCCAUAUCCCGGUGCGCACCCGCCUCCUCCGGGCGUGCAUGCAGCCUUUUCCGGUGUACAUACACCUGGGCCAAAGGGCGGUGCAGCCGCGUCGGCAAGCGGGCAAGCAUGUUUUCGGGGAGAGCAACCGGGGAGAGUUUCUGUGCGACAGGAGGGCAAGCAUUUCUCGCCUCAAGCAAACCCCGCUUCGCGGGGCCAGCACAGAGGCGGUGGGCGAGGGAAACAAGGAAGAGGAUCCUGGAGAGGAGGACGCGGCUUCAGAAGAGGAUGA